AUGUUUGCAGAUAACGAGGAUAGAUUCAUCCAAGUGACACUUAAUCUUAAUGGGAUUGUCAGUAUUACUGAUACAUAUGAGAAUUUUAAAAAUGUCUUCAAUCUAAAAGUCACUACUACUACUACUACUACUACUACUACUACUACUACUACUACUACUACUACUACUACUACUACUACUACUACUACUACUACUACUACUACUACUACUACUACUACUACUACUACUACUACUACUACUACUACUACUACUACUACUACUACUACUACUACUACUACUACUACUACUACUACUACUACUACUACUACUACUACUACUACUACUACUACUACUACUACUACUACUACUACUACUACUACUACUACUACUACUACUACUACUACUACUACUACUACUACUACUACUACUACUACUACUACUACUACUACUACUACUACUACUACUACUACUACUACUACUACUACUACUACUACUACUACUACUACUACUACUACUACUACUACUACUACUACUACUACUACUACUACUACUACUACUACUACUACUACUACUACUACUACUACUACUACUACUACUACUACUACUACUACUACUACUACUACUACUACUACUACUACUACUACUACUACUACUACUACUACUACUACUACUACUACUACUACUACUACUACUACUACUACUACUACUACUACUACUACUACUACUACUACUACUACUACUACUACUACUACUACUACUACUACUACUACUACUACUACUACUACUACUACUACUACUACUACUGAAGCUCAACUCCGGGAGAAACGUCAUUCAUCAGAAGUUUGGCUAGACGACAUAUUGCUAGAUUAUGCUACAUCCUGA
Messenger RNA from Heterobilharzia americana, 861 nucleotides. The record is from the annotation of a GenBank genome assembly. Lineage: Eukaryota; Metazoa; Platyhelminthes; Trematoda; Strigeidida; Schistosomatidae.